AUGCCAAGAAAAAAAGCUAACAGAACUCCCUCAACAACAGUAAGAAGGUCAACUCGUAUUAAACGCGACGAAACCAAAAACGAACAAAUUCCAGAGGAGUCUGUCCAAAAAGAAGUUUUUUCUGAAAAUGAAGAAACUCAGCCUAAACCUUUGCCCAAAAAACGUACAAAGCCUUCCUCACCCGCUUCAAAAAACACACGUGCAAAAAAGGCUCACAUCGAGGUCAAGCAUCAAACAACAAAGGAAAUAAAGGUUACAAAUAAGGAUAAUCAAGAAUCAGGUACUUACAAUAUUGAAGCAAGUAAAGACACGUCACCAAGCAGCGGAAAGAACGUUAUUAAUGUAAUAGAUGACGCGUCAGCAACUGAAAGCACUAGUUUUAUGUCUUUUAAAAGUCAGGAUACGUUGACUGCUGAAAAAUCGAGCGUAAAUACUUCUUUGAGCAAUUUUUCUAAGAAUGAUAAUUCGGUUAUGAUUGAUGAUGAUGGAACUGAUCCGCUUGUUCAGGCAAAAUGGGAAAUAGUUAAAGCACAACUAUUUGAAGUUCCUAGAGAGCCGCGUCCACCUUAUCGUGAAUAUACAAACAAGUUGUUUGUUAGACGUCCUUGGAUGAAGAAGAAAGAUAUUGAUUAUCUUCAAAAAUUAUAUACUGACACCAAAUCUUUACUCGCUAAGAAACAAUUAAAAACACUCUUCAAUUUUGCUAAAUACAACAGUUUCACAAACGAACAAAAAAGCCGUCUUUUGAGACUUUUACCGAAUUAUGACUUAGUUCCAAUUGCGAAUGAUGAUGGUGAUCCCAUUGAUACUCCGAGGAUCGAACGAGAAUAUAUAUCUGCGGGAUUAGAUUCUUAUGAACCAGGAAUAUCUGAACCGGUCAACGAACUUGACCCCGUUAAAGUUUGUCCUCGAUUUGAUUUUUGGCUUUCAGAUUCUUUUAAAGAUGCUCGAUGGUGGUUCCAAACGAGCAUUAAAUAUGGAUAUAAUACUAAAAAUGGAGUCGAUACGCAAUGGAAUAAUUUUGAAAAAUUCAAGACUGAAGUUCCCAAGAACUGGAAGAACGAUGAAUAUGAACAAGAAUGGGGAAUUGGACUUUGGGGAAAAUUAGAGAAGAAACAGAUUGCAGGUGAUUCUGCACAAAUUUCCCUUCCUGAAAUGGCCAAAGCCCAGAUUAUUAGACUUGAUGAUACGUUAAGAUAUAAACGACAAUUUAAGAAUGUUGGGAUAACGGUCUCAAUGGAUUUGAAGGUUGUUGAUGUUAAUAAAUCAAAUGGUCAUCUGAAAUUCAAGUUAAUAAAAGAUGAACAAGACAAAAUCAUAAAUGAUAUACAUAACCCAACUCGUCUAGAAAAUGAGGUUCUAGAUUUUGAUGGCCGUGUUGCAAAGAGUUCUCGUCCCAAUGGUAAUGCCUUUAAAAACUUUAGCAUUGUAAGGUCAGAAGAGUAUACACCAAGCUUAUUUGAGGCAAGGAAAGAAUAUUGGGCAAAGCUCCAGUAA
Molecule: messenger RNA, 1497 nt
Organism: Funneliformis geosporum
Lineage: Eukaryota; Fungi; Glomeromycota; Glomeromycetes; Glomerales; Glomeraceae
Source: the annotation of a GenBank genome assembly